AUGGGGAAGCCGACGGCUACGCAGCAAGCGAUGGUGGUGUUCGGAGCCCUAGCAGUUGGAUGGCUGGCCAUAGAGAUGGCUUUCAAGCCCUGGCUUGACAAGGCUCGUGCCGCCAUGGACAAGUCUGACCCUGCUCGCGACCCCGACGAAGACGACGUCGUCAAGGCUGCCGAGACCGCUGCUGAUGAAUGA
Prunus armeniaca (apricot) is the source of this 192-nucleotide messenger RNA. The record is from the annotation of a GenBank genome assembly. NCBI's taxonomy places the organism in Eukaryota, Viridiplantae, Streptophyta, Magnoliopsida, Rosales, Rosaceae.